This is a messenger RNA of Colletes gigas, 6284 nucleotides long. It is a transcript of the gene Dmtn, whose product is annotated as transmembrane and coiled-coil domains protein 2. Lineage: Eukaryota; Metazoa; Arthropoda; Insecta; Hymenoptera; Colletidae. The record is from RefSeq and is a predicted model, not a curated record. The coding region runs from base 754 to 2532 and encodes 592 amino acids. Gene Ontology annotation, cellular component: endomembrane system. The transcript has 12 exons.
ACGUGUCGAGACUCCUUAUUAUGCCAUCGUACUGUAAUCUUGUUAAGUGUUUGCAACGCACGAGCAUGGCGAUGAGUAAAUCGUCGAGCUGUUCACGAUUGUUUCUCAGUUGUAGCAUCACUUCCGCUACAGUGACACAUACGCAUACGUUAGACAUUCGUAAUCGCGUUUAGCGGUCAGAAAACGUUCGUUUCCAGCGGAUUGAGAAUUAGAAAAGACAAUCGAGCAAUUUGCAUCUUUCUCGUCUGCCAAGCGACGAACACUCAACCACUUAACUUGGUCCGUGUGCGAUAGAUACGGGAAUGCGUUAUCGACGAAUCAUACGUUCCUAGGAAAUAUCCCUAGGAAUCGGAAGAUCAGUCGGUGCAGUGGUUAUAUCGGUUGUGUUUACCCCCUCCUCUGCGUUCGUUGCUCUAUGCCCCGUUUGGCGUAUUCCACUGUCGAGUUGUGAAGUAACGAAGCGGUUUCGCCGAAUGUGUCGCAUUGUGUGCGGAUUUCGUAGUGUUUCUGAAUGAGUUUAUCAUCGAUCAAGUGCUUGGGAACGACACAGUGUAUUCUAUUUAUUAGCAUUGCAUUCGCCAGUGCAACGAUGUCGAACAGUGAGCGAUGACACGCCCGUGAAAAACGAUAACGACGGCGAUCCUUUGAUUGACCAGACACGACAGAGAAAACGUACUGAGCAAAGGACCCUCUUUGUGUAUUCGUGUGACAUUACGUCGAACAAAACAUGCUUCAACCACGAGCUACGUUUAUAUGGCGGUAAAAAGGAAAAAGGGAAUGGCUAAUUUGAUGGUGACUGUUUCAAGUAAAAAUAGUUCGCGCAGUACAUCACCCAACAGAGGAAAUACGGUGACUACUUUGCCUCAACAAAUACCAGCUAGUUUGGAUCGUACGCCGAAAGCACGUAAUGCUCCACUUUCCCAAACAGGGGAGGGUAGUACUGGCAGUGGAAGUAGUGGUGGUGGAGGUACUAUCAGCAUGAAAGGUAGUAGGCAAAAGUCACCAGGAACUGUGAUUCGAGUAGGAGAUGCUAUGGAUGAACCAAAUACCAAUUUAAUCACUGCCGAACCAGAAGAGUUUGUGCCAAAUAUUCACCCACCAACUGAUGAUGAAGGAGAACAAUAUCAUGCAACACAAUCGUUCCUAUCAAAUGGCUCCUCUGAGUUAAUAACCGAUGAUGUUGAUUCAAGUUCUGCUCGUGUUUGUCAAGCUAUCGAACAUAUUCAGAGUAAAAUAGCUAAAACACGGGAACUUAUAAGAAUAGAACAAACCACACGUGAUGAAAAUGUUAAUGAAUAUUUAAAGUUGGCUGCUAAUGCAGACAAGCAGCAGCUUACUAGAAUAAAGGCAGUAUUUGAGAAAAAAAAUCAAAAAUCAGCGCACAGUAUUUCUCAACUACAAAAAAAAUUGGAAAGUUAUACAAAAAAAUUAAAAUAUUACGAGCUAAAUGGCGCACCUGCAAGUCACAGACAACCUCGAGAAGUGCUUCGCGAUAUGGGACAAGGGCUUAAACUCACUUCCAGAAAUGUGGGUGGCAAUAUCAGGGAUGGCAUUACUGGUUUUUCAGGAAGUGUAAUGUCGAAACCAAGAGAAUUUGCACACUUAAUAAAGAACAAAUUUGGCAGUGCUGAUAAUAUAAAUACCUUAUCACAUGGCUCGACUUUUUAUGUAAACGAUACACCGCGUGCAGGUAAUGGAGAUAACGCUAGUGUUGAAGAUGAAAAGGCACAUCACGGAUCGGCCACGCUUCCCGGUGGAUGUAGUUUAGGAUCUACUCAUAGUGCAGCAGGAAUGAAAUUUCCAUCCGAAGAAGGCUCAGAGUGUUCUAGUGUUACAAGUGAAAGUGGACCUGGUAGUAGGCGGCAAGCGCAUACAUGUCACAGUAACAAUGCUACACUUAGUUCGAAAUCUAUUUUCUCUGAAUUAAAGGAACACAGAGAAAGUCUGGAUCGGAUGAGAGAAAAAUUAGAAAGCUUAAAGACCUUGCAACAAGAAGUGACAUUUCUUAACCAUGCAUUGCAAGAGGAACGUUUUAGAAGCGAGCGUUUAGAGGAACAAAUUAAUGAUCUAACAGAGCUGCACCAAAACGAAGUAGAGAAUUUGAAACAAGCUAUAACGGAUAUGGAAGAGAAAGUGCGAUAUCAAAGUGAAGAUCGCUUAAGGGACAUACAUGAAAUGUUGGAAAGUUAUCAGACUAAAAUUUCUACGAUGGAACACCAACAACAACAGCACCAACAAUAUGUCACUCUGGAGGGUUUAGAUAAUAGCAAUGCAAGGGCAUUGGUUGUAAAACUCAUAAAUGUAGUACUAACGGUGUUGCAAGUCAUUCUACUUCUUGUUGCAACAGGUGCUGGUAUAAUGAUGCCUUUCCUUAGGACCAGUUGUACUAAGCCUCAUUGUUUCAUGUGCAGGGUGCGCAUAUUAACGACUAUGUUUGUUGUACUGAGCAUAGUGUUUGUGCUCAAACAAUGGCCUGAGGUACACGACGUUGGCAGUCGCCUCAUGCGCCACCUUAAACAGACGCUUAAGUAGCAUCGGUGGUAUACUUAAAUUUACUAUACCCUGUGAUGAAGAAAAGUUGUACACAAUGAUCAACAUUUUGGAUCCGUUUAUCAGUGCUGUAGUUUUAGAGCAAUAAUAGUAGGUAUAUGCGCAAAUGAGUUCAUUUGUAUUUCAAAUUUCAUUUCCAACAUUAAUUUAUUAAAUAAAAAUCAAGUUUAUUUGGUACUGUUAAAUAUACAAAACUUACAUUGCCGCGCGAAAAUGUUUUGUUGAUGAGAACAACUUUUCCGGAUACGAUAAAUUUGAAAUUGUGUUUUGUCGUAUACUCAAUUGUUGUAAAUUUAAUUUCGAUGUUCAUAUUUUUAUCCGAAGUUUUGUCUAAAAAAAAAAAAUACCCACACAUUUGAUAUAAUUAAUUGCGUGCAAAUAAUAUGAAAGAUGAUUAUAAUUUGUAAUAAAAUAAAAUGAUUGUUAAGAAACAUAACAGAGGCGAUAAUUAUAACGCUGUACACUGAUAUUGCUUAAUUACAUACGGCACAUUGUUAGAAGAAUUUACUCUGAUAAAGUGAUGUCAAGUGGUGAUUAUGUUAACUUUUACAUGAGUUAUUGAUUAACGCGGAAUUAGAAGAAAUUAUUGAGGAAGAGAAAGUACUGAUUCAAAAAAUAGAAGAGAAAAAAUGUUUUAUCACCAGUGUCUGUGGGUGGUCUAGCCACCUUUUUCAGAAUUAAAGUUAAUGUGUUUGAUAUUUCAGUAAAGGCGUGUAAUUUACAAGAUACACGAUUCUAAACCAAAUGUUUAUAAUUCAAAUCGUCCAAUUGUUAAACAGUAAUAUAAAUUAAGAAACCAGAAAAGCACUUUAUGACUGUAGGUAAUCAUCCCUUCAGAGUGUAUAAAGUAGUAUGACCUAUUCUUUAGUGUUGAUAAUAAGAUGGAAUAACUUCGUAAAUCGUAGGAACUACAAUAUUUCGCACUAUCUUUAUGUAUAAUUUACAAAUUAAUUCUACACCAUGAGAACUUAAAAAGUGAAAAUGUUUGAAUAGAAACGACCGUGUAUACAACAUUUAAUAUCAAAAGAGGACCAACAUGCUCCCUUCCUCUUACUCUAUAAUAUUGAUUUAUUUCAUGUACAAUAUAAAAGAAGUACUUGUUUGAAAAUAAACGAUAUUCAGAUAUCAUGCUUUUUAGUCUCAUGAGUGCUUCAAAACCACGACAGACACAAGUAUGCAUACAUAUGAUAAUGAUUAUAAAGAAAUGAACCAUGACAGAUAUAGAAAUGAGAGAAAGACUGAUGGACUACAUCGUUGUUACAAUUACGAAUAAUUUAAUAUUUGUGGCAAUUUUAUGUUACUACUCAUUCAGAAAUGUUAAAACAGUAGAACGAUGUAAAAAAAAAAAAAAGGAAAAACAACAUCAGUUGCGAAAUUGUACAAUUAUAAAGAAAAAAAAAAAGAAUAAUUCUUAAUUUAACAUAGGUGCUCAAAUCUGUGAGUGUGUAAAAUAUUUUGAUCUACGUAAUUUUUAUAUUCUAUUGCUAUUUAAUGGCAAAAUAUGAUUUAUAUUAUUAAAUACGUUUCCUAGUUUUCGACUUUAUAGCUUUAUUACAAGCCCAGUAUCAGUAAAUGUGAAGUUUUACAGCUGAAUAUUAUUUCACGGAAAUGUGACGAGCGAAGUGAAAAAAAAACUACUUUCCCGAUAAUCAUUGGUUCCUUUCUUAUCGUUUAAUACAUGAAAUUUUCUUUAUACUUUACAAAUAAAUAAUUUAUAAUUUAUUUUAAGUUCGCGUAAUUAGAUUUUUUGUUAUUUGUAUAUGUUGGACUAUGUAAUGUUAUCGUUUCGUUGAUCUGUGAGAAGUUCGAAAAAUAGUUUUUAAUCGAUCGACUAAAAUUGUAAAUAAAAUAAAAUUUAUAUGGUAGUAUAUUUUAUUUCUUGUGCCUGUUAUUUCUGAAUACAUCAUCAUAUUUCCUACUUUUUAAUUCGGCUAUAAUAUUUUCUAACAAUUAUCUUCGGUUUUCUUGUUUUAUUUGUACUCUACUUUCUAUAAUUAUUAUAUAUUGAUAAUAGUGACUUUUAUGUUUUUCUGUUUUUAUCUACAUGUGAAUAGAAACAAAUUAAAUUGUGUGCCUAAAUACAUGUGCUGUCAAUAAAAUUUGUCACAUCUGUUAACAGUUUUUAUUAACUAUUACUUUCAUAGCAAUUUAUUAAAUUUUAAAGAAGAUUAGAAAUUUGGUGAUGUAUUUAGAAUUAUACCAGGCAAAUAUCUAUAUUCCGAGACCGCGCGUAUUUUUUUAUUUUCUCGAAUCGACAUCGUUCAUUAUUUUUUAGUAGAAAUUUGUUUUAUUACAUUUAUUAGCAAUUACGAGAAUCCUAACUGUCGAAGAAUCAUUUUUGCGUUCCUAAGUAGUCGUUUUUAUUGUCUAUGAAUUUAAACACAUCGCUGUGACUAUGCUAAGUUUAUAUAUAAACAUAGAAAGUUAAAAAUGAGUUUUGGGAUCAAUAUAUUCACGAACGAAAAUUUUUAAAUAACUGUACUCUUUUAUUAAACGUAACUUCGGCAAAGAAGAAAAAUAUCUGCAACAGUGAUCGAACGAUAUUCGAAUAAAUACAGACUUGAUAAUGAUAUAUUGAUUCUAUUGAAAUAAUAUUACGUUGUUUAAAUCAAAUCUCGACAAAAGUGUAUGUUUGCUUAUUAUCGUGUAAGUGACAACUAGACAAAACAUAUAGGGUGUUCAAUGAUGAGCUUGUAUGUAAAUAUUUACUGAUUUCAUUAUUGCAAACUGCGUUCAUUUCCAUUUUCGAUAGAUUGUUACUCGUUCUCAAUUGUCGAUAUUUAUCCGUACGACGAACAAUAAAAUUCUAUUUACAUAUGUAAGCUAACGGUUGAGAAACAAAGUACAAGAGUUGCACAUCCAGUUUUCUGCUUGUAGUUCAUAUCGUGUGAAUGACACCCUAUAUGUAUUGUGUAGGUUUAGAUCGUGGUGCUUUGUAAGAUACAUAUGUAAUCCAAUAUUAGAGAAUUUGUUAACACCAUCGACCACCGAAUUAGCGAGGGCCCCUAUUUGCACGCUUAUAAAUAAUGUUUAUAUAGUAAAGUCUGGGCGUAACGGAAGUGAUUUCUAAAAAAAAAAAGUUAAAAAAAGAACAAGUUACAAAUAUUUAUAUCAAGAUGAGGUUACACAGAUGUCAAACAACGAUGGACGUAUUUUGUAUCUUACAUUGUUACAUUUUUCUAUAAGUUUCUCUUUUUUAUCGCGGCCGUUUACAAUUUUAUAUGUAUUUUGUAUUUACCAAACUUCAUGGGGGAACGCACGACGUAUGCUUAAAUAAUUUGCGACAAGUUAAACGUAAUCGUGAAAUUCAGUGUAGUCGUUACUCACUAUCUUUGUAAUUUUAGGGGCCCCCUAGUUAUAGCAUAGAGGGAAAAGUAACGAAGUAAAUAUAUCGUCAUCGAUGCCUUGCAUAGGUAGUUAAUGUCAAAUUAUAGAUUAAAUAUUUGUUGUCAAUUGUAGGACGAUGUAGGGCAAUACGAACAGCGAUUAUAAUGGAAAUUGUUAUCACGCUAGACACAUACACAUUAUGCGACACACGUGUGUGCAUAUGUAUUAGCUGCGUAACAGGUCAGUGUAAUAAUGUAGUUAAAAACAAAAAAUAAGUUUAUGUCCAUUUUUUAAAAUACCGACGUAUGCGCGUAACGCCUGUAUUAUGUUCUUGCUGCGAAAAGACAAUUUCAAGCCAACUAUCAAUAUAGCAGCUCUUGUCAUUAAUAUUAUUAUUUAAUACCGUU